AUGGAAUGCCGUGCAUGGAUGGUCGUUUUGAGAGUCGAGGAAGCCGAAAGGAGGUGACGGAAAAUUGCUUGGUUUUCUGGCCCAGAAUGAUGUAAGAUAAGACGAGAAUGGAUAAUUCAGCAGUGGAAUGCAGAUCUGAUUCUACCACUCACCAUGGAGAGGGAGGUCAUAGGUCAUCGGUCAAUAAGAGAGGGGUCAUAUCUGAAAUUGAAACCCCUUUGAGAAGUACAGUGCAUCAGACUUGCCCAACCGAAACUGCACAAUAUGCCAAUGUGCUUGCUACAGAACCCUGCCACCCCCAGCUUCAAGACCAAAAGAGGGACCUGGACAUGCGGGGGAUGAGCAAAAGUGAAGUGUUACAUCAUCAGCGUGAGAAUCACUUUAUUGACGUUGAUCAAGAUUUAGGUCUUCAUGACAGCUCACAAGAGCACGAGGAAAAUCAGGACAGCUACAUGCUUGCCAGUGAACAACCUGGUCGUUCAGAUAGCAACAUGGAAGAGAGCGAAGAUGGGUGCAAGAACCUAUCAAGGCAAGAAAUGAUUCCUUUCCGGCCUCUCCACAAGACAUUGAAAACAAAGGGAGAUAACCAACAUGUCAGAAGGAACAAGGGCACCUGUCAGCAGAAUGAUUCGUCAACUCAAGGGGAAGUGCCCAGAAGUCGUUCACUAGGGACAGUUGAAUCAGCAGAUCACAGACUUCCUGUAACGGUAUGUGCAAAUGAAGAUAAAGACCCUGUUGGGGAUCUAGGUCUUCAAUCACAUAGGGACAUCGUUGGUAAUAGAAGACCCCAAAGGCCCCCAAAGCAAUGCAUCUUCAGGGUCAAGGUUCCAGUAAAGCAGACGGGACGAUUCUGCAAUCUGUCCUUAUCCAAAAACUCAAGGAUGCCAAGUCUUGAUAAAAUUGUGAACAAAUUGCGAACUGUGAAGGAAUCCGAGGAAGCUUCAAGUGUUGCAGCGGAUGCUGAACCUGACAAAGACUCCUUUCUUCUUGGUGUUACUAGGAACAUUUCGGAGAAGACCAAUACCAGUAGGAAGGAACAGAAGAGAGCGGGUUCUAGUGUCUUCCAAAGCAAAGAUAGAGACAAACUUUCAAAGAAAAGGAAAAUUAGCAGAGGAGAAAUUCUUCAGCCAACAAAGACUGGUAAAUCUGUUGAAAAUGACCUUGCAGAAAAGAAAUGUUUAGUAGUGGAGAGUCUAGUAGUUGGCGAAGCCUUUGUAGGUUCUGCUUCUGGUGGCGUUACCUUUGAGAAACCAGCUGGACAGCAAUGUGCUGUGUGCAAGGAAUAUGUUCCUCAAGCAAACCUAAACAGCCAUCGCUGUAAGGUGGGUAUCUCAAAGACCAAACCAUCUGUCGGAGAUAUAAAGUCGUCUGGUAGAUCUCAAAAGCAGAAUUCUUACCUAUGCAAGAAUUGUCAGAGACCAGUCAAUGAAGGGGAUAAUAAAGGUGGUAAGAAGAAACUUCUAUGUGGGGAAUGUGAUGGAAGAGAAGACCAGACAAAGUGCGUUGAUGUCUCUGAAGAUGUUCUCAGGGGAAUUCACAAAUGCACUCAAUGCGAGGAAUCCUUCAACAGCCGCUCCAGUCUUAGCUUGCACCUACUCACCCACGUACAAGUCAAGCUCAUCAGAUGUGACAUUUGUGACAAGAUCUGCAGAACUGAGGGCAUGUUGGCAACGCAUAAACGGAUCCAUGCUGGGCAGCAUCCUUACCAGUGUCACAUCUGCGAUAAGACCUUCGGGAAAAGCAAUACCCUUACUUGCCACCUCAGGACGCACAGCGGGGAAAAACCAUACCGAUGCGAUCUAUGCGAUAAAUCCUUCACACAGAACAGCGCCCUCACUGUUCAUAAACGUAUUCACUCUGGUGAGCAGCCAUAUUGUUGCAGCAUCUGCGGUAAGAACUUCCGGGACAGUAGCAACCUUCGGAGGCACGUUCGAAUCCACAGCGGGGACCAACCGUUUGAAUGUAGUGUGUGCGAGAAACGAUUCAGCACCAAGGAUCAUUUGAACACACACUUUCGGAUCCACACUGGGGAUAAGCCUUACCAGUGUUACGUGUGUGACAAGGCGUUCACACAGAGUAGCACGCUUGUGGGCCAUAUGAAGACACAUGCAGAAAACACCCCAUACAAGUGCAAUGUUUGCCAAGAAGGGUUUAGGGACAAGCGAAAGUAUUCAUCCCAUAUGAAUCUGCAUGCUGAGGAAACCAAUACAUAACCUAUGCAUCUUCACCUUUGAGAACAUUCAUCUGGGGCCUGUUGCAGAAAGAGUUGCGUUUAAUAUCAAGCGCAAGUCCCGAAUACGGGUGCUUCAUUGGCUGAAACUCAAGUUGCGCAAGAUUUUUGAGUUGCAUUUGAUCGCAACUCUUUUAGCAACGGGCCCUCGGUCCCCAUCUUGCUAAGAGUAACAAUUUAUCCAAUUAAUCCAUCCAAUGGAAAUCCAUCAAUGUCAUCAUUUGUUAACAGGAAGUUUUCACAAUGUCCUCUGUAAUCAAAGAGAAGCACACUGAAUUUUCGAGAGACCAAUACAUCAUAUCUAGAAAAUAUUUUGAGCAAAUUUUCAUUUUAGAUGUUAAGGUUGCUGGUAAUCCAUAGUUGUGGUUGAUGGAAUCAAUGGCAAUUGUUUGUGAGACGGGCCCUGUAGACCCAAUAUUCAGCCUGCGUUUUCUCUGACGAACGUAAAGGGCUAGACUGUAAAGCAAUUGUAAAAUGUGUGCUAUGUGAAGAGUUCCAUUACAAAUAGUACUACAUGUACAAGCAGAAUCAAUUCUGUCACUAGGAGCCCAUUUCCAAAAUAUGUACAACUAUGAUGACUUUGCUACUAUUCUACCAUAGAAACCUUGAUUGUGAUUGGAAACUGGGCCGUUAAACAGUAAUUUGCCAAUUCGUCCAUUGCCAACUUGUCCACUCACCACAUGGUCUACUUUCAUUUUAAUAGUCUUAUGACAUUCCGCCAAUCAACAAUUUGUUUAACAACCAUUUGGUCCAAUGACGACUCGGUCCAAUCAUCACUUCUUCUAAUCACCAUUUUUGUCUAAUAGACAAAAAUGGUGAUUAGACUAUGACCCACUUUGCGUAAAACUUCUCAGCUAAUCAGGGAAAAUUAUUUUACUUUCUUCCAGUCAGGGAAAAUCAGGGAAUUUGAUCAAAAAUACCUCAAAUCAGGGGAAAAUGCCACAAAUAAGGGAAAAAUCAAGAGAAUUUUGAUUGGCCCAAAUGUUGAAAGUAGGACUCAUAUUUUGUUUCCUAUCAAAACAACAUCCAUUGAAUGACUGCUUAUGGUGUUUUAAGUGUAGCCUCUUUGACUGCAGUACAAAAUUUUAUACUGAAAAUACAUGUAAUUCACUGCAACAACUUACAACAAAUCAUGCGAAACUGGAAAUGGGAUUGAAUAAUUAUCAGGAAAUUUCUAAACGUCAUCAGGGAAAUAUCAGGAAAUAUGGUUUUUUAUUAUAAGCUGGGAACCCUGAAUAACCAGUUGGUCUAAUAUCCAUUUCAUUUUGCACAAUUAUCACUCAGUCCAAUAAGACCUACAUGUAAUUAUGGAUU
Molecule: messenger RNA, 3544 nt
Organism: Lytechinus variegatus (green sea urchin)
Lineage: Eukaryota; Metazoa; Echinodermata; Echinoidea; Temnopleuroida; Toxopneustidae
Product: zinc finger protein 568-like
Cellular component (GO): nucleus
Source: RefSeq, a predicted model, not a curated record